Molecule: messenger RNA, 1134 nt
Organism: Trypanosoma theileri
Lineage: Eukaryota; Euglenozoa; Kinetoplastea; Trypanosomatida; Trypanosomatidae
Product: mercaptopyruvate sulfurtransferase
Exons: 1
Coding region: 1-1134 (377 amino acids)
Biological process (GO): transsulfuration
Molecular function (GO): thiosulfate-cyanide sulfurtransferase activity
Source: RefSeq, a predicted model, not a curated record
AUGAGCGGAAAUACCCUCCUGACACCCAAAUUCCCCGGCAAGGUCCUUCUCACCGUUGAUGACAUUGGGGAUCGCUUUUCUGACUUUCACAUAUUCGACACCCGAUACUCUCUUGUAGAAGAAAAGUAUGGUAUAAACGAGUACACAAAGGCCCACAUUCCAGGCGCCACCUUCGUGAAUGUGGACGAGUCCCUUACCGGGCCCCUCACCAACACCACCGCACGCCAUCCUCUGCCCGAUGUACAUGUGUUCAUCAAAUGGUGCAAGGCCAACGGCAUCAGCCCGCAAAAGCCAGUGCUCUGCUAUGAUGAUCAGUGCGGUGGAAUGGGGGCUUGCCGUAUGUGGUGGAUGCUGCACGCGUUGGAUGUGGAGGCGUAUGUGUUGAAUGGCGGCUUUGACGCGUACUCGGCGGCGCAGCUCCCAGUGGAAUCGGGCCCGCAGAAGAACAAGGCCCACCCAGUGGAGAGUUGGCCGUACGGCACUGUCUUUAAACGCGCCCUCACCAUUGACGAGGUGCCACCGAAUGCGUUGAUGGUGGACUCACGUCUGAGGGAUCGGUUUGCGACUACCGUGCGUCCAUACGCGCUGGACACUGUGCCGGGGCAUAUUGAGAACGCCGUGUGUUUGCCGUGGAACGCCAAUGUUGUGGUGGACGAGACGAGCAAACACCUCCGCACCGAUGAGGAGUGCCGCAGCAGUAUGCUCAAGGCCCUCAACAGUCUGUCUGCCUCGGGGAAGGUGGAUGUCUCCAAAUGUGUGUUUUACUGCGGCAGCAGUGUGACGGCGACAUUUAACAUUGCGCUGCUGUGCCACUUGGGGCUUGGCGAGCCGUAUUUGUACUGCGGCUCCUGGUCUGAGUAUGCGGGCCGCUUUGCCUUUGCGUUGGCCCGCCGUGCUGUGGAGGAGUACGGGAUGUAUUUCAAGAUGCUCUCAGCCAACCUUGGCCACAACCCAAAGGCGGCAAUGGGCACUUGUCGCGUUGUCGUGGAUGGAUCCGUGAUGGACGGCACAGAUGCAGAGGUAGAGUCGGCGGUGAAACACAUGCACGUUGGCGAAAAGGCAGAAGUGUAUUUUAAGAGCGGACGUACGGUUGUCAUUGAGGUGACACCGGCUGGACAGGAAAUCCGAGGUUAA